AUGAAAACCAUUGGCAAAUUAAUUUAUGAGCAAUUGAAGAAAAAAUAUGACAACGUCAAAAAUAAUCGUAAAUAAACGAGGUUUCAUUAUUAAGUAUUGAGUCUAUUAAUUGGAUUAGAUGGAAAUUGAUUGUGGAGAAGUUGUAAAUAUUAAGGGUGUAAAACAAUUUGAAUUAAGUAAUAAAAUCAAUACAGGCUAUUUUGAUUUUAAAACAUUGCUUUUCUUUUUAUUUUUUAAAUAGUUUGAGAGAAUAGGAGUCCUCAUAUAUUAUAUUGUUAUGAUUCUCCAUUUUAGUUACCUUUAAAUUAAGUAAACAAUCAAAUUAUUAUUAAGUCCUGAAGACUUGGUUGUGUACAUUUUGCCAUUAUCAAUGCAUUACAUUCUGUAAGUGUUAAAAGCAUUCUAUUUUGAUUAUUUAAAAAUGGAAUAUGAUAAAAAGACAAAUCUACGAGGUAUAACAAGAUAUAGAAGAUUGAGAAAGGAAAUUGCAUCAGGGAAUAAGUCGUAAUAAAAUUAAUAAUAAAUCGAAAAUUUUUUAAAUUCAAAAGAACCACAAAUUACAAUAACAAAAUAAGAAAUGUAUAAAAAACCUCAUUCAGUUUAGUCAGUGAAAAGAAAAGAAAAAUUAUUACUUUAUGAGAAUAUCAAUUGGGAGCAACUUGAGGUAGGUGAUUUAAUUUAUUUAAAACGAAAUGAAAUAUCACCAGCUGAUAUAUUAAUAAUAGAUGUUUCUGAUAAUAUUGUUGGAGUAUCUUCAUAAUAGUUAGAUGGAUAAACAAGUGAAGAAGCAAGACAACCAACUUAAUUGACAAUGUUGAAAAACGGUAAGUACAAAGCGUAAGGAUUUGAUUAUAAAAAAAUUUUGACAGGUUAAAUAUAAUUUGAUAAAGAUAAAAAUGAAAAUAUAUAUGGAUAUAUUAAAUUGAAAAAAGAUCCAAAAGGUGAAAACUUUAAUAGAAAUAAUAUCAUCAGAAGGGAAGAACAAUUAAAAACAUGUUAAUAUUUAAUAGGAUUAGUAUUAUUUGCAGGAUAAAAAUGCAUUUGUUAUGAUAAAUUGAAAUAAGCAGAAAAAAAAUCCUUUUUUGUUCAAAAGUCAAGGAUGUUUUUUGCAUUAACACUAACAAUUAGCAUUAUUAUAACAUUCAUAAGUUGGUUAAUAGCAUCAUUUGGAGUGUGUUAAGGCUCUUCGAAUGAUAAAGUAUUUGAUUCGACAACACUUAUAUUUUAUAUGAUACAAUAUUUAAAGACUACUCCAAUUUACUUUUAUAAUUGUGUAGACAUCAUAGAAAUGGGGUAUGCACAUUAUAAGUAUAUAAAAUUUAAUCAAAAUAAAUUAUCAGAUAUGAGAAUAAAAGUUGGAAAUAGUAUUGGAGUUCUUAAUACCCAAAAUAUUUAGCCAUAAAUAAAUUAUGAAUAAUUAAAUUCAGUUUCAAUAGGGGAUCUAGUUAUGACUGAAUAUGUAUGUUUUGAUAAAACUGGUACUUUAACGACAGGUGAAUUUAGAGUAAGAUCAAUAAUUAUUGAAGACAUGAUGUAUAAAUUUGGAUAGAAGAAGAUUUAAAAUGGAUGGUAACUUUUCAAAGAGAAUUUUAGAUAAUAAUUAAAAUAAAAUCCUAACUUUCGAAUUCCAGAAUAGGAUGAAUAUUCUGAUGAAUAAAUAGCUAUUGAAUAAUAAUCGAAGAGUAGAAGUAAUGGAUUUAAGAAUACUGUAUCAGUUUUAUCAAAGUCUUUAGGAAAAUAAUAAACUCAAAAAUUUAGAUCUACAUUACUACAUUAAACUCAUUUUAAUGAUGAAAAUAAUUUCAAUAACAAAAUGUCAACUUUUUAGCCUUUAUAACAAUCAGCAAUAUUAAGUAAAUCUGAAUUAGAAAGUGCUAAUGUUAAGAAUUCUGAAGGUAAUAAUACUGAAUUGAUUGGUCAACAUAUAAUAGAAAAUAUCAGACCUGAAGAUUUGGAUGAUACUCAUUGUAAAAUAACUCCUGAUUUAAAGGCAAAUAGACCUAAACCAUUUUUUAAUAAGAGUAUAAUAGGGAAUUAAUCCAUAUCAAUUUAAUAAUCCCCAUCUUCAAGUCCUUUUGAGGAAAUUCAACUAAUGCCUCAAGAAGAUAAAUAGUCUGUAACUAGUGAUAGAUAAAAAAAACCUAGGAGUGAUAGUGAUGCCACAAAAAAGGAUGAAUAUAGACAUAUUAAAAAGUAGUCAUCUUUUGUUAAUAGAAAUAAUAAUAAUAAAGCUACUUUGUAAUAUGUUUAAAUGGAAGAGGAAAUUAAUGAAAUAGCAUUUUAGAAAGAUCAAGAAUUCUAUUAAAAAUUGGUAUGUGGACCAUCUUAAAUAUUUUAUUAAGAAGCUAUUCUAUCACUAUUAUUGUGUUAAGAAGUUGCAUCUAAAUUUACAUAAUUUGAUGAUUAAUUUAUUCAUGAUUCAACUUAAUCUACUCUAGAUUCAGAGUUGAUGAGAUUUGCUUAAUAUUUUGAUAUUAAAUUUAUAUGUACGAAUGAGACAGGUGGAAAGAUAACAUACAUCAUAGAUAUAUUGGGGGAAAUGCAGGAAUUUUAAAUUCUGUCUAUUAAUGAACAAACUUAAAAUCAUCCUAGAUUAGGAGUUAUGAUAUAAUACCCUGAUAAAUUAGCAGAAUAAUUCUAAUUCUUUAUUAAUGAAUAAGAAGAAGAGAAUGAAUUUAUAAAUUGUGUGUUAAUAGUUAGAGAAGAAUUUAAUUAGAUUCCAUCCUAUGUAGAUAUAGACAAAAAUAGUAGAGAAUAUUGGGAUAGAGUAUUUACAAAGUUACAUAUGGCUGGAAUGAGAACUGUUGUAUAUUCUAAAAUAUAUUUAAGAGAAAAUGAAAAAAAUGAAUUCUUAGAUAAGUAUUCAUAAGUUAGAUUUUAACAAUCAGAAAAUGAAAUAAUCUAAUUAUUUAAUGAAAUAGAAAAAGACAUGCAAAUCAUGCAGGUUUUAGGAAUAAAAGAAAAAAUAAGACCAGAUGCAAAAUUGUUGAUUUAAUAAAUGAAAUAAGCAGAUCUUAGUUUAUUUUUAUUAUCAGGAGAUGAAAUUAAUAAAGUUCUACCUGUUGCCUAUAAAUCUGGAUUACUCUUAAAUACAGAUCAACUUUUAUAUCUAGAUUCUGAUAAUGCAAAAUUAGUUAUUAAAAAUUAACUAGCUUAAAUGGCUUAAUAACUUAAAGUACCUGAUUAGAAUAUCAUUGUAAGUAAUGCUAUUCAAUCAAAAUCUCUUCGUUUAAAUACAUUGACUGAUAAAGCUCACAAAAGUAUUGAUAACUAUUAUAAUCCAGAAACUUUUAAUUAAAAUAAAUCAAUGGCAAAAAACUCACAUAAUCAAAUAUCAUAAUAAUAAUAUGGAGAAAUUAGGGCAUUUUCGAUUGUCCUCAGUGGUGAAUAAUUUAAUAUUAUUCAAGAGGAUAGCGUAUUCCUAGCACAUUUAACAUUCUUACUCUAUUUUAGCAAUUCUCUAAUUGCUUAUAGAUUUAGUGCUGUCUAAAAAGCUGAAAUUAUAAAGAUUAUCUAAACUUAAUUUUAAGGCAAUAAAAAGGUUUUAUCAAUUGGAGAUUCCUUUAAUGAUAUUUAAAUGUUUAGAUAAGCUAACAUUGGAAUAUAAUAUUGUCAUUUGCCAGUUUGUUAAUAGUAAUUAAAAUAGACAACUAAAAGAAAACUUACUCAAAGAUUGUCAAUGAAUAAAAUAUUAGAAAAUCCUUUAAAAAGAUCAUAUAAUAUUAGAGAUAUUCAAAGAAUGGCAACAUCAGAUAUAUGUGUAAAUAAUUUUGAGGAUUUAUGUGGAUUAAUGUUUUUUGAAAGUAGAAUAUUUGCUGAGGUCUAUGAUGAUUUAUUGGUUUUUUCAUUCUAUAGAUCUUUGUUAAUACUUUAUGCACUCUUUCUUAUAUAUUCAACAAACUGUUCUUAGAAUAAUCAACUUGUGGAGGGUAGUUGGUUAACAGUUUAUCAAAGUUUAAUGCUCUUUUUAUAAUAGAUAUCAAGUUUAAUAUCUAAAUUAAAUGAAAACUAUCAUGGAGAUUCAAAAAUGUAUCAUGAAUAAUUUAAGAUCAACAUCAAGACUUUCAAAAAGAAGAAAGUUUUAUCAUUUAUAUUUAAAAUAAACGGUAAUGCUUUAUUGGAUGCGUUAUUGUUAUGGUUGACAUGUUUUUCAUUAUUUUAUGGAAACACUUAGAUUGGAAUAAUAAGACAAAUGCUUUUAAUAUUAUUAGUUGGAAGUGAUUUAGUAAAGUUAUGGGUUUCAUCAGUUUAAAAAGUAGUGGCUUGGAUUAUAUUGGUUUUGGCAUAUUUAUUAUGUUGGUUAGGAAUAUCUUUAUUGUCUGUGAAGUUUACUUUUGAUGAUAAUAUUGAGACCUUUGAAUAAUUAUUUUUAGACCCUUUUUCAUGGUUUGUGUUUAUUUUUUAUAUUGGUGCCUAAUUAUGUUUAAGUAGUUGUAUAGAAGCUAUUCAACCAUUGUUUUGUUAAAGUCUAAUUAAAACUGAUUAAUGUUAUGAAGAAAUUUCGAUUAUAUCUUAAAAAGUUAACACAUAAAAUAAUAAAAGCAAUUACAAAAAAUAUCAUAAUUUAAUUAAAAGAAUAGCAGUAAUAGCAGGUAAGAUAUUUAAAAGAAAUAAUGAUGACCUUGAUUUAUCAAUAUAAGAGAUGGUUUCUGGAACUAAUUUAAAAGUAAAUUAAGAUAAAGUUAAUCCUUAUACUUUAAAAUUUAUGAAUAAAGAUACUGAAAUGAAAUUUAAGAGAUUAUCGAAAAUUCUUUGGUUGAAAUUUGAGAGAUAUAGGUUAAUUCUUACCUUGUUGUUUUUAGAAAUAAUUGCUAUAGUAUUAUUUAUUGUAUACAAUAUUGACCAUUUUUCAACUGAAUUAUAUUUCUUGACAUAUAUUUUAGGAAUAGCAUUAUAAGUUGUAUUGUUAUUUUUAGUAUGUUCAAGCAUUUAUCCAAAACAUUUUUUUUUCAUAAAUUUGUCUGUUGUUUUUAUAAGAUUUCUAAUAAAAUUUAUAAGUGAUUUAGGAACAACUUAAUAUGAAGGUAUAUAUGAAUUAUUACUCACAUAAAGUUACAUAGUAGUAUUAUUAUUUUCAAGAAUACACUUGCCAAUUAUAAAUUUUAUUCUAAGUUUUGUAUCAAUAAUUGGAUUUAUUAAGAAAUAUUCAAUAAUGGAGUUUUCAUAAGGAUCAAUAACAUAUUAUUCAUUAAUAAAUGGAGAAGUAGUUGUUAUAGCAACAAGCAUUUUAUUUAUGGCUUUAUAGUAUAAAUUAAUUAGAUUAGAAAGAGAGGACUUUAUGCUUGAUGUGACUCUUAAUUAAGAAACAUCAAAAAUGACAAAUGUUUUAUCAAUAUUGCUACCAAAAUUUAUAAGAGAUAGAAUAAAUGCAAGUAAUAUAGUAUGAUUAAUAUAAUUUAGAGGGGAUGUUUGAGAUAAGUGAGAAUUAAGGGAAUGUUUCUAUACUAUUUUGUGAUAUAUGUGGUUUUGAUGAUUUAAUAACAGUUGAAAAGGAAAAUAUCGUAAAGAUUUUGGAUGGAUUGUUUAGAUCAUUUGAUUAAUUGUGUGCUUAAAAUGGAAUGCAAAAAAUUGAAACAGUAGGUAAAACUUAUAUGGCAGCUGGUGGUCUUAAAGCAGUAGAUUAAGGGACUAAGUUUUAUAAUUAAAAUUGUGUUAAAAGAGUAAUAAUUUAAUAUAUAUACUUUAAAGGCUGUGUAAUUAUCAUUAGAAAUGAUGGAUCAUACUAGAAAAGUCAAAUAUGGACAGAUUGGACAUGUAACUAUAAAAAUAGGAAUACAUUAUGGUAGAGUGAUAGCAGGAGUAAUUGGACAUCAUAAACCUUAAUUCUCUUUAAUAGGGGAUACAGUUAACACAACCAGUAGAGUAUGUUCAACAGGUUAAGAUGGAUAAGUCACUCUUUCUAAUGAAGCUUAUUAAGAAAUUAAUAUGCCAGAAUUAUAAUUUACUUAGAGAAAGGUUGCUGCCAAAGGAAAAGGAGAAUUAAUUACAUAUUAAGUAAGUAGAGAGAUUAAAAGAAAUACAGAAAAAAAGAAUAUUAAAAAAAAAGGAGUCAUUUUAAAAAGCGAAGAAUCAAACAACUUCAUAUAAUCACCACAACCUUCAAUCUAAGGAAAUAUACCAUCUUCUGCUAAAUAACCUUCAUCUUUUGCUUAAAAUUCGUUGAGAAGAUAAGAAAGCAUAUAAAUUCAUUUAUAAGACAAUGUAGCAUAUAAUAUAUAAAAUACCAAUACUAAUAAUGAUCUAAUCUAACAACAUUCAUCUAAAUAAUCCAUUCCACCUUAAUAGGAUUCAUCUUAGGAUUUCUCAAAUAGAUAGUAAUAGCAAGAUCCUAUUAAAUAAUUUAAAAGAAAAGCAAAUUAAAGAUAAACUAUACUUAUGCGAUCUAUGCCUUAACAACAUCAAACUACAGGUUAAAUCAAAAUAGCUAGCAAUUAAAAUAUUUAAUUAGAACCUGAUUAAGAACCAAGUCAAUUAGAAAAAGAGUAAUUGGCUUCUUAUUUUGAGAAAUCUAACCUCUUAUUAGAAAUUUCUUAAAAGUUAAGAAGAGACCUUUAAAUCGAUGUUAUCGAUGAUUUUCCAGAUUAUGAUAUAGAAUUUGAUAAAAUUAAAGGUUAUUUAGAAGAUGAUAAUAGUAAUGUGAUAAGCGAAUGUUUAUAAUUAGAAAAAAAGAAAUUAUAUCUUGGUUUUAAAGAUCAUUAAUAUUAAUUGGCUAAAGAAUUCACUGAGUAAAAUGCUGAAGGUAGAAAUAUAGUGUUUAUAUCUAUAUAUUUGCAUCUCUUUUAAUAUCUUGCUAAAACCCUUACUCUUUUUAUUCUACUACAAUAAUCAAUAAUAGAAAAUCCUUUUCUGAUUAUAGCCAUUCGAUUAUUUGCAUCUAUUGUACUUUUGAUUCUUGCAUUAUUAUAAAAUAAGAAAUUAAAACAUAAAUUUUACUAAGGAUAAUACUUUAUAGCAACAUAUAUUAUUCUUUUAUUUAGUAUCCUAUUAGAGUUCCUGUUACUUAAUAGUGAUGAACUAUUUGAAUUAUAAGCAUCAGAAGGAAUAUUAUUAAUAUGUUUCUUUUGUUCUUUAUCUAUUGUACAACUAAAACAUAAGGUUGCAUUUUUAUUAUUUUUUUGUGUUGCUUAAAUUAUAAUAGUUCUUGUUAAAUUUAACGAUUGGGCAGUAGCAUACUACACAAUAUAUUAAGGUAUACUAAUGUUUUCAGUUUAAUACAACAUUUUUUAUUAGGAUCUAAAUACUUUCAAUAAUAAGAGAUCUCUUGAAAUUAAAAAAAACUAAUCUGAAAACUUAGUAAAAUAUUUAUUACCAAAUCACAUCUUAAAAUAAUUUUUAUCUAAUAAUUAAAGAGAAGUAUUAGUAGAGUAAUUAGAAGAAGCCACAUUGUUAUUUGCUGAUAUUGCUGGAUUUACUGAAUAUUCUAGUAGGGUUGAACCUGAAUAAGUUGUUAAUAUGUUGAGAAAUCUAUUCACUGAGUUUGAUAAAAAAUGUUUAACAUAAAAUACAUAUAAACUUUAUACAAUUGGUGAUUGUUAUGUUGCCUUGGGAGUUGUAGAUAUUGGAUAAAGAAAUCCAGCACAAGAGGCUAAAAAUGUUGUUGAAUUAGGAUUUGGGAUGAUUGAAAUUAUUAGAAAUGUUCGACAAAUUAUUGGAUUUGAUGGAUUAGAUAUGAGAAUAGGAAUACAUACAGUAAAUUUUAUUCAAUAUUUCUAGGGUAAAGUGAUUGCAGGGAUUCUUGGAACAGAAAUUGUUAGGUAUGAUGUAUAUGGGGCAGAUGUUAUGAUUUCGAAUAAAAUGGAAUCAAAUGGAGAAAGAGGCAGAGUUUAAGUCUCAGAAGAAACCAAAAGAUUGUUAGAAGCUCAAUAUCCUGGUGCAUUUAAUUUUAUUCAUAAUAAAUUAAUUGAAUUCAAAUCAAUUAAUAGACAAACUAAUGGUUAUUUUGUUGAACCUCAAAAAAAUGAUUCUGAAUUUGAUGAUUUAAAUCAACCUAGUGAAAGAGAAUCAUUUAAGGUUUGA
Molecule: messenger RNA, 8016 nt
Organism: Paramecium sonneborni
Lineage: Eukaryota; Ciliophora; Oligohymenophorea; Peniculida; Parameciidae
Source: the annotation of a GenBank genome assembly